Molecule: messenger RNA, 291 nt
Organism: Cornus florida
Lineage: Eukaryota; Viridiplantae; Streptophyta; Magnoliopsida; Cornales; Cornaceae
Product: MAPK kinase substrate protein At1g80180-like
Exons: 1
Coding region: 1-291 (96 amino acids)
Source: RefSeq, a predicted model, not a curated record
AUGGCUGCUUUGCAGAGGUCUGCGAAGUCAUUCAGGAGGCAAGGUUCAUCAGGUAUAGUAUGGGAUGAUAAGUUGCUGCAGAUUGAUCCGAGAGAAUUGAGAGCUUGCCAAAGUGUCAAUGACACCAUGACUAGCAUGGUGGAACAUGGCGGCUCAAGCACGGCAUCAUCUCCGGUUUACCUUCGCAGCAACUCUGCACCAACUGCUGCCAUUAAAAAGCCUUCUCCUUUGUUGGGUGCUUUCAAAAAGCCGCCUCCGUCUCAGAAAUCCAAGUGCAGGAAAAACACCUGA